This is a messenger RNA of Metschnikowia bicuspidata var. bicuspidata NRRL YB-4993, 1216 nucleotides long. RefSeq lists its product as uncharacterized. The transcript has 2 exons. The coding region runs from base 12 to 1163 and encodes 383 amino acids. Lineage: Eukaryota; Fungi; Ascomycota; Pichiomycetes; Serinales; Metschnikowiaceae. The record is from RefSeq and is a predicted model, not a curated record.
AGUACUCAAAGAUGUCAUCAAAAGAACUCGAAUCUGAUAUUUCAAUUGCUAAUCCUGACGUCGUGGCCAAGUAUAAGGUUGGAGGAAAUAUCUCCAAUCAUGCCAUCGAGACAGUCAGAGCAGCUGUCAAAGAGGGAGCUAAGGUGUUUGACUUAUGUGAACUAGGUGAUAAAACCAUGACUGAUGCACUCCGCUCUUCCGUUGGCAAGAAGAUCUCGAAAGGCAUUGCGUUCCCUACCUGCGUCAAUCCAAAUAAUAUCCCUGCCCAUUGCUCCCCUGAAAAUUCCCAAGAUGAGACAAAUUUUACUCUCAAAAAUGGUGAUGUUGUCAACAUCAUGCUUGGCGUCCAAAUAGAAGGAUACCCUGCAAUUAUUGCAGAAACAUUAGUUGUCGGUGAAUCGGCGGACUCGCCGGUCACGGGACAAAAGGCAGACUUGCUUCACUCUGCUUGGAAUGCCAGUGAGGCAGCGAUUAGACUCUUGAAACCUGGAAAUAAAAAUUGGGAAAUUACGAACACCGUUGACAAGAUUGCCAAGAGUUUUGGCACUUCUGCUGUACAAUCGAUGUUGUCUCACAACAUGGAGAAGGAUGUUUUGUACGGUUCAAAGGAAAUUAUCUUGAACCCUUCAAAAGAACACAAGAAUCAAGUGGAAACAUACGUCUUCAAAGAAUCUGAGGUUUAUGGAUUGGACAUUUUGAUCUCCACGUCUGGUGAAGGAAAGGUCAAGAAGUCUAAGUACAGAACCACUCUUCACAAAUUAACUGGUAACAAUUAUUCCUUGAGAUUGAAGACAUCUCAAGACGCGUUAAAACAAUUUAGGGAAAAAGUUACGGGCCCAUUUCCCGCAAAUGUAAAGAUUUUUGAUGAACCAAGAAAGGUGCGUGUUGGUUUGAUUGAGUGCAGCAACCACGAAGUUGUUUUGCCAUAUGACAUAAUGGAAGACAAGUCCUCUGAAUUUAUUGCUCAAUACUUCACAACGGUUGCCAUAACCCCUGAAGGGCUUGUGAAAUUAACUUCUCCAGGUUUCAAUGACACAUUUUACCGCACCGAGAAAAAAUUAGAAGACGAAGAGAUUCUCAGUCUCAUUGCCACCCCGUUGCCACCCCAGGGUAAAAACAAGAAAAAGAAGAAGAAGCAGAACGUUGCCUCUCAACCAGAAUAAGUAGUUAGAUGUAGUGUUGAAUAGACCAAUCUAUUUCUGUAUUCAAACUAUAA